Messenger RNA from Vespula vulgaris, 4927 nucleotides. RefSeq names its product conserved oligomeric Golgi complex subunit 7 (gene Cog7). The transcript has 11 exons. The coding region runs from base 402 to 2654 and encodes 750 amino acids. Gene Ontology annotation, biological process: intracellular protein transport; retrograde vesicle-mediated transport, Golgi to endoplasmic reticulum; Golgi organization. The record is from RefSeq and is a predicted model, not a curated record. Gene Ontology annotation, cellular component: COG complex. Lineage: Eukaryota; Metazoa; Arthropoda; Insecta; Hymenoptera; Vespidae.
GUAGAUACGCGCGUACAGCAGCAGAGCAGACAAGCCACCACACACACACACACACACACACAUACACAACGCACGCAAAUAUAUCUAUAUGUGUAUGUGUGAACGAUAAAAAAAGUGGAGGGGGAAGAAACUGAAAAGAAAAUUAAAGUCUGACCUUGGCGUCGCGGUCCCGUGGCCGCCGUCUUGUUGAAUCGGUUUUUUUUUUGAGAAGAAUAAGAAAAAAAAAGAAGAAGAAGAAUUUAAAAAAAAGUAAAAAGAACGACAGAAAAUAAAUAAGAAAAAGGAAGGAAGAAAAGAAAGGAAAAGAAAAAGCACCCACUGUUUUGAGGUUAAUAAUCGUAGAGAGCGGAGUAAUCGUUCGACUUGCGUUAGAAAAGCUCCGGAACUUCUUCGUGUACGUUAUGGAUGUAUCCGCGUUUUCCGAGGAUACUUUCGAUGCCAAAGAAUGGAUCAACAAAACGUUCAAAUCCACGGAAGCUCAAGAGAACAAGGAUGCGUUCGUCUCUUCCUUGGUCAUGAAGUUACAAUUAUACGUACAACAAGUUAACAGCGCGUUGGAGGAAACCAGUCAGUCGGUCUUGUCCAGCUUACCUAGGGUUCUUAGGGACAGCCAAUUGUUGCAACAAGAAGCUUUGGCGUUGAAGGAAAAGAUGGCUUCUGUUAAACAAGAGAUCGCCAAGGUAGAAGAAUGUACCGUGUCCUCUAUAGAAUCCUUGGAAAGACUCGAUAGAAUAAAGACUCAACUGGAAACUGCCAAACGUGGUCUGCACGAAGCUGAUAAUUGGAGCGCUUUAGCGAAUGACGUGGAGGAAGUAUUUGAAUCGGGAGACAUCGAAGUUAUAGCUAGUAAAUUAUUUAGUAUGCAAAAGUCAUUAGCCAUGCUCAUCAAUGUGGUGGAUUAUGAAGAUAAAAAGCUUCAAUUAGAGGGCUUAAAAAAUAGAUUAGAAGCAAUGGCUAGUCCUAAACUCGUUCAAGCCUUUAACACUGGAAAUUUGGAUCAGUCGAAAGUUUACGUGGAUAUCUUCAACAAAAUGGAAAGAUUACCUCAACUUCUUAAAUAUUAUCACAAUUGUCUGAAAGUAUCGUUGGGACAAGAAUGGAGACGAACUAUCGAAUUGGCGCAAGAUGAGAAUCUAACGUAUUGGUUAAAUACUUAUUAUGACAAACUUUUAUCUACUUGGCACGAACAAGUGAAAUGGUGCCAUCAAGUGUUUCCUAAUACAUCCAAUGAAAUUCUUAUCAACGUAUAUGCCGAUCUAUUAAGAAGUUUGGAUCCAAGUAUAUCGGAAUGCAUAGAAUCAUUAUUAAAACAAUAUUCCAACGCUAUGCAGCUAUCUUUAUUGUUGGAACUUAAACAACUUACCAGACAUUUUGCGGUAAACAUAAGUGGAGCUAUAGAAACGUUGUCCUUGACAAAAUCAGUAAAUCGAAAUGUUUUGAAUAAUGAAACGACAGCUAAUACAAAAACAUUUAAUCAAUAUAUAAUAUCUUUGGCGCAAGCGAUAUAUGCGCCUUACGUUCCAUACGUUAUGAAGUAUAAAACUUACGAAGUUGCACAAUUGGAACAACAGCUUCAAUCUUUGGAUCUAUUGCACGACGAUCUAAGCGAUACUAUCAAUUCUUUGUCGCUUAGUAUCUCAAGAGUUAUCGGUUAUGCGCAUGAAGCAAAUAAACGUUGUAAACUGUUUACCGAUGGCUGUGGCUAUCCAGGUUUACUUAAAGCGUUAAACAUAUAUUUUGACAAGUAUAUCAUUAAAUAUCAGGCAACUAUACGACAAUUGGAGAGGAAGAAAGUUAAACAAGAGGAUUGGAAUUUAUUUCAAAUGUGUCUUACCUUAAUGCAGAGUAUAGGAGAAUUUUUGGGACAAGUGCACCAGUUUGAAAAAUCCUUAGUAAUCGAUAUAAUCGAAUCUAAUAAUAAAUUAUUAAGCCAUACAGCCGGGCCUUUUAAUCAAUAUAAAAAAUUGCUUCUCGAAACUGCUGGACAAACCGAAUUAGAACAACUCGUUGCUUCGUUUCAGAAAGAAGACAAAACUAUUCUCGAUUCGGUUAUAAAACCUAUUCACAAACUUUGCUCCGAUUUACAUCAUGCUACUUACGAAGUUAUUUUUGCGCCCAUUUUUACUCAGUUACUCUUAGUUCAAAAAGCACCUGCUUGGUCAGGAGAUGCCAAUAAAAUGCAUCUUAGUACAGAUUUACCGGAUUAUAGUUUCGCUCCUCAAGAAUAUAUAACACAAGUUGGUCAAUAUCUGAUGACGCUUCCUCAACAUUUGGAACCAUUUUUAUUAAGGGAUAAUCCAAGUUUAACAUUGGCAUUAAAAGCUGCCGAUCCUCAGUACGCUCAGGGGUCAACGGAAUCUGGUUUCACUGGUAUUUUAUUAGAUAUUAUUGCCAGAGGAACUUGCCAAAUGUUUCAUGAUCAAACAUUAGCCAUUGGCCGAUUAAGUUCUGUUGCUUGCAAGCAACUUGCUACUGACAUAGAUUACGUUGGAAACGUUCUAGAAGAGCUUGGUCUUUCGUUAUCGGAGAAUCUGCAACAUAUGUCAUUAUUAUUAAGAUUACCACCCGAGGAAUAUCAAAGUGGUAGCUCUGGUUGCAAUGCCCGUGUCGUGGCUGCGGUAAGACAAAUGAGAAACAUUACGUUGUCUGGCUAAAAUAAAAUGAUAAUCGUACUGUUUAAAAACAAUAGAAAAACAUUACAUUUAUAUAAUGUUUUUUUUAUAAAAUAUCUUACCAUUAUAUAUUCACAAACGCAUUUUGGUAAUUACUAUUUCUUUGAUGCAAUCAAAAUAGUAUUUUACAUUCCAAAGAAAAUAUAUUAAUAUCAAAAUAAAAUAACCGGGAUAUACCAUAGAAGAUUAUUCUUCUUCGUUAAUAUUUUACAAACAAAUGCAUUGAAAACUAUAACUAAAAUAUUUCUAUUCGUAGAAAAUGUAUGAUAUAUAACAUGGUUAGAAAAAUAUCAAUCAUAGAAAAGAUAUUUUUAAUAGAUUAACAAUAAAUUAUUGUAUAUAAGUUUGUCUCAUUUUUAAAAGUUACUUUGUAUCGAGUUAACGAUCGUUUUUAUUGCAUCAACAAUAAAUCUGAAAGAAAAAAUUUAUUUGUACUAUUGAUAUCAAAAAUGUAGAAGAGACAUAAACACAUACUUCGAAUACGAUACCUAUUAUGGACAGUAAGAUCGCAUCGUUUUUCAUAUUCUAACUUGAUUACAUUUGUAAUGUCUUGAAGUUUUCUCGUGGAUUUAAUUGGUAAGUUAAACAUUUCAUUUAUUAUCAGUAACGUAGAAAGUAUAUCAACCUGCAAUAUGCAAUAAGUAUUUAUAAAAAAAAUAAAAAAAUAAUAAUAAUAAUAAUAAAAAAAAAAAAGAUCUAAAAAUGUUAUAAAAAAUAUGCCAGAUAAAUCCUUACUUCAUCGUAGUGUAUUACAGCUUGUUUUAUAGCAAGAAAGCAUGCAUGUUGAUAUUUUUUUAAAUAAAGCGUAUUCUUCAAAAUCUUUUCUGCAAGAAAUGGAAAUUUAAUUUUCAAUAUGUCCGUUGAAUUGUUUCCAGCGUUAUCAACGAUUUCUUUGCUUAUAUUGCUGAUACCAGUAUUUAAUAUAAUAGUUAAGUACGUAGCAUGCAUUUUUUGAUCGCUGUAUGUAAAUUCGAUGGUUUCAAAGUAUUUUUCUAUUAACAAAUUUAACAUUUUUAAAUUCUAAAACAAGCAAUAGAGUUAAAUGAGUAAAAUAUAAACGUAUAUAUAAACGAAUAGUAUUCCAAUAAAUGCAUUAAUAUUAUUUUCUUACAUUUGUAUGUUCGAUUAUAACGUCUUUGGGAUAUUUAUUUAAAGAUAUCAUUACAGCGUAUAAGAACUUUGGUAGAAUAGUAUUUAAUAAAUUAGAAUCUUCGUUGUAAUAUUGAGUUUUAUUAAAGUGCAAUAAAGCAAUGAUUGCUUUUAAAGCGUCGUGCAUAAAAAUUAUGCCGGCGGAUGAAGAAAUAGAUUUGAAAUACAGAACUAUAAUUUUACAACAUAUCUUUGUAGGGAGUUGGCAUUCUUUUAUCAUCGAAUUGCAUACGUUAAAAACUAUCUUCAAUAUAUUAAUCGGAAAUUGAUGUUUUUCAUGUUCUUCCAUUGUAGGGAUUCGAGGUAUCACUCUCCUGUACAAAUUUAAAGUAUGUUAUUUUUAUACGAAUUUCAUAUAAAAAAUUAUUAUUCAUUUAUAUGAACAUUUAUAUUCAUACUCUUCAACCCAUGAUAAUAUAUUUUGAAGGCAUUCUGAAACAUCAUAAACGUCAAUUUUCAAUAGGAUAUAUAUUAUUGAUAAAUAGUCCUUGAAAAGACCGAUUAAAACUUGUUCUUUCAUUACGACGUUACUUAAUUCAUUUGAACAUAUCAAUCUAUUUUCCACGUGAUAUUGUAUCACGCGCAAGUCUUUCCAAACGUUUACUAAAUCUUUAUGAUAUGCAAUUAAUAAUUUUUCUUGAAAAUCAAUAUUCAAUAAGUGCUUUAAUAUUCCUACAGUUAACACCAGUGUUUGUUCUUGUUCUUUCAUGAUCGAAUCAUUACUGUUUUCCUAUAUGGAAAAAAAAAAAAAGAAUAUUUUUUAGUCGUUCAAAUAAAGAGCAUUUUAAAUAUUUGAAUAGUACUAACCUGAUUAUACUCUACGUUUGUAAAUUUUGUUAUCAAAUCUUUUAACAAUGUAAAAACUAUAUCCAUUUUUUCCCAUUUCAUUAACGUGUAUAAAAUUGUGAUUAACAUCUCAUUGGAAACAUUAUGAUUAGAUAAUUGUUUUGCAAUGGUUUCACAUAUAUUGUUUGCAUUGCUCAUCAUAGUCACAGGUACAAACGAAAGUAAAAACAAUGUAGAUUCAUUCAAAGACAAUUUCUACAAAAAUUUUUCUUAAUUCACUUGUACGAUAAUGAAGUAAUAAAUCUUUUCUUUUCUUUUUA